AUGGCCGAAAAAAUUGGCAGCACUGUCUGCGUAACCGGCGCCGGAGGAUACGUGGCCUCGUGGCUGAUCAAGCUGCUCCUCUCUCACGGCUACAACGUCCAUGGCACCGUCAGAAACCCUGGGGACGACAAGUACUUUCAUUUGAAACAGCUCAAUUACGCAGAUGAAAAACUAAAACUGGUUAAGGCAGACUUGCUCAGUUUUGACUCCAUUCUUGCUGCUGUCAAAGGAUGCGAUGGAGUUUUCCACGUUGCCAGCCCAGUUCCUUCUGGCUCUGUUCGUGAUGGUGUAUAUAUGCAGGUGGAAGUAGUUGCACCGGCGGUAGAAGGCACUCGUAAUAUCCUCAAAGCAUGCUUCCAAGCAAAAGUGGGUCGUGUGGUCGUUGUAUCAUCAGCUGCUGCUCUAAUCAUGAAUCCAAACUGGGUCAAGGGUCAAGUCAUUGAUGAGAAUUGCUGGUCGGAUAGUGAAUACUGCAGGGCAACUAAAAAUUGGUACUGUUAUUCGAAAACAGUAGCUGAGGCGGAGGCUUUGGAAUUUGCAAAGAACAACGAGCUUGAUCUUGUUACUGUGUGCCCGACAGCAGUCUGGGGGCCUAUGCUGCAGCAUACUCCGAAUGCAAGCACUUUGAUUCUCAUAAAGCUGUUGAGAGAAGGAUUUGAGGAGGUGGAAGACAAGAUGAUGAACAUAGUAGACGUACGUGACGUAGCUGAAGCUUUGAAGUUGGUGUACGAACACCGUGAAGCCAAAGGUAGGUAUAUAUGCACGGCCCACACAAUCAAAACUCAGGAUCUGGUGGGAAAUCUCAAGCAACUCUAUCCACACUAUAAUUAUCCCAAGAGCUUCAAAGAAGGUAAAAACUUGCUGAAACUGAGUUCAGAGAAAUUGCAGGGGCUUGGUUGGAAGUAUAGGCCAUUGACAGAGACUCUUGUCGAUUCUGUUGAGAUGUACAAGGAGGCUGGCCUUAUUCAUUCCUCGUGA
Molecule: messenger RNA, 978 nt
Organism: Striga hermonthica
Lineage: Eukaryota; Viridiplantae; Streptophyta; Magnoliopsida; Lamiales; Orobanchaceae
Source: the annotation of a GenBank genome assembly